UUCAAUAGUCAGCAGCAUGAACAACAACGAUAAAGAGCAGUAUUCGUUUACUUCUCCAAAUCUGCUUAAUUUAAUAGCUAAAGUAGGAAUUCUAGCUAGUACAUUAACACUUGUAGGUAUUCUACUAAUAGUUCCGAUGAUACUGUUCCAGGCUAAUCAGUUGAGAUCAAAUAUAGAGAGAAGAGCCAUUCAAUUUAAGCAAAAUUCGGAUCGAGCCUGGAAGCUAAUGAUAAAUGAAAAGAUGAUGAUUCAAAGUGAAGCUGAAAAAGAAGACGAAACUUCAAGCAGGUCCUUUAGAUCACCACGGCAUCAACAAAGUUGUCAAGGCUGCCAUUCGUUGACUUGUCAGACAGGCUUGCCGGGACCGAGUGGACCCGCAGGAACUGACGGAUCACCUGGAGAUGAAAACAAGGUCCAACAGGAGAAGAUGGUUUUGAUGUUCAAUUACAACCAGAAGCAGAUAUGCCUUGUAGGCCCUCAAGGUGAAAGAGGGAUGAGUGGAGAGCCAGGCACUUAUGGAGAACAAGGUCCACCGGGCAAAAGUGGAAUUGAUGGCCCUUAUGGAAGGGAAGGACCUCCAGGCAAUGUGGGAAUAAAAGGCCCAUGUGGAAGGAAAGGGCCAAUUGGUGACCAAGUUAUUUCUGACACUGGUCUGCCUGGAAAGCCGGGCCCUGUUGGUCCGCCUGGACCCCCGGGAGCAAAUGGAAUUAUGGGAGAAAAUGGAAUGGUUGGAACGCCUGGAGAACCAGGAGAGCCUGCAAGCUAUUGCCCUUCGGACUGCGGAGUCUCACACAUAAAGGCGCCGAGUUUUGCAAUGGAAAUGAGCGAACCACCAUCAUCUCCUUCCUAUAGCAAUCGGGAAAAGCCUGCAACAGAAGUGCUGUUUCGACGUCGGAAAAAGAAGCAAUAG
Meloidogyne enterolobii is the source of this 910-nucleotide messenger RNA. The record is from the annotation of a GenBank genome assembly. NCBI's taxonomy places the organism in Eukaryota, Metazoa, Nematoda, Chromadorea, Rhabditida, Meloidogynidae.